Molecule: messenger RNA, 5236 nt
Organism: Mya arenaria
Lineage: Eukaryota; Metazoa; Mollusca; Bivalvia; Myida; Myidae
Product: prolyl 4-hydroxylase subunit alpha-2-like
Exons: 2
Coding region: 72-1661 (529 amino acids)
Biological process (GO): peptidyl-proline hydroxylation to 4-hydroxy-L-proline
Cellular component (GO): endoplasmic reticulum
Molecular function (GO): protein binding; procollagen-proline 4-dioxygenase activity; iron ion binding
Source: RefSeq, a predicted model, not a curated record
GAGUUGAUCAUAUUAUAAAAGAAUAAUAUACCGCCUUUAAUAGUAGCGUUUCAGUAGAAAAUCAACGCAAAAUGUUUCAACUACUAUUGUUAUUCAGCUUUUUUAUGCCACUUUCUUCUGAAAUAUUUUCGUCCAUGGCAAAAGUAAAGGAUGUGUUGGAACUUGUUCAGGACUAUGAUGUUAAAGUGGAAUUCUUCGACAACUACAUAAGAGCUCAGGAGCAAUAUCUUGAAUAUCUCAGCCAAAUUUUGGAGGUCGCUGAAAACGCUGACCAGCUCUUAUCGAAGGACCUGAGUCCGGAACAUCCCGCUGUUGUAUUCAGGUACUUCCACGACACGAACGUUAUACACAGACUUAAGAAUAAGGUAGAUGUGUUCUUGGACGAGGAAAGAAAUAAUAUGCAGUUCGAUUCCGAAGAUCUGCGUGAUUUUGUUGCCGAACUACCAACAGAAGAGGAUCUGAACGGAACUGCUUUAGGGAUCACAAGACUGAAGGCUACCUAUAAAUUAAACGUUUCUGAUAUCGCAAAUGGUGUUAUCGCAAACCGACCAUCCCGUCCGUUGACAUUGCCAGAAAUUUUAGAUAUGAUACAGUACACAUAUAUCAAUUUCGUAGAAGUGAAAGGCGGAAACAUCCUUAAAUUUGGUCUAGAUAUGAUAUAUUAUUUAGACAGAAGAUGGACACAGUUAACAGAAAAAGAAAUGGCGGAUAUUUUAACGUUACAAUUAAAGAUAUUGUCCUUUGGAGGCUGUAUCUGUACUCAUGAAUAUAAACACUUACUCUCAAGUUUGAUGCUGUUGGACCCUAAUGCAGACGUUCCUUCAAAUGCACACUGUAUUUCUUUUACGCGUUCACCCGACUGUCAAUAUCAUCGGGAGGAAUUUGCAUUGGAUCGAAUUCAUGAAACCUUUUACAAGCUGUGUCGGAAUGAACCGGUUAAUCCAAUCGCUGCUGUGGUGCCCUACCUUUCCCAACAAAGACAUCUUGUCUGCAAAUAUGUCCACAAUAACCAUCCUUAUAUUAUUCUUCAACCUGUGAAGAUAGAGUACCUGAAUGAAAAUCGACCUACAGUGGCCAUUUUGCAUGAUGUUGUGUCCCGGAGGGAGCGCAGGGUUCUUCGAUUACAUGCACUAGACUUUUUGAAGAGAGCAACAGUGACAACAAAGAAAGGUCAGGUGCCGAGUCCAAGCAAAAUCAGCCAAACAAUGAUUGUCAAAAAUGCAGUUGUAAAUAAAUAUUUUCCUAGUUUCCGUCAGCGCCUUCUAGGUGUGACUAAACUUGCUUCACGAAGCUUUGAGAGCUUACAAGUCGGAAACUACGGCCUUGGUGGCGGCUAUACCAUUCAUCUUGACUUGCUUUUUCCGGCAGUAAAACACAACUUUACAGACACAACGAAUAACCGCUUGACCACGAUGGUUACAUAUCUUACUGACGUCGAGAACGGCGGGGCCACCGUGUUUCCUGAUUUAGGAUUACGUGUUCGUCCACAGAAGGGCAGUGCUCUGAUGUUCUUUAACCUGUUUCGUAACGGCACAUCGAAUAACUUUACUAAGCAUGCGUCCUGUCCUGUUCUGUACGGUGAAAAAUGGAUUGCCAACCAAUGGGUUCUACGGAAUGGUCAGGAGUUCGCGUACAAGUGUGAUCUCUCGAACGAGUGGUAGCUGUUUUUGAAAUGAUAAACUUUCUAUAUUGGUGAGGAUGCGUAUGUUGGUGUAUGUUCUCUUGUUCUUUGGAAACUCUUUAAAACACUCUCAUUUAACCGAAAGGCGGUUUCAAAAGACAUUUAGGUUUACAUGAACUUUAGGGAUUCACCAUUAAGAAAACUUUUUUAAACAUUUUAAACAUUACUUUACCAUUAAACCAAUAUUAAUAUAGCGUAGAUUGUCAGUAGUAUAUAAAUAUGUGACGAAUCUCAGAACAUCUAUACGAUGAAUCAAUUUUACGAAAUAAGUAUCCCGGUUCAUAUUUUUAUCAAGCUGGGGACUUUAAUGCCCGCACGAAAGAAAUGUUAGAUUACAUUCCAGAUGAUAAUCUGCAAAACAUUUUUAAUACUGAUGUUGAAUAUAAUUCAGACAGUUUUGAGUUAACACGCAAUAACAAAGAUAAAAUAGGAUAUAAUAACUUUGGGAAAUCUCUUAUUGAGCUAUGUUGUACUCAUAACAUACAUAUUUUAAAUGGACGUAUUUAUGACAACAUUGUUGGCAAUUUUACAUGUAUAACAUAUAAUGGUGCAAGUGUUGUUGAUUAUCAUAUUAUGUCUACUGAGCUUUUUUCUCAUAUAAGUUCUUUCAGUGUCACAAUGCGUGAUGAGUCGGAUCAUUUACCAGUUUGUUCUAAAUUGUCAUUCUUCCUAGAUAGAAUAGAGCAUACCGAUGAAAACUUAGCGGGACCACCAAACGGCGAUGGUUUUGUACGUGUAGAAAAGUUUAAAUGGAAAUUCGCAUGUAAAGAUGAAUUUUUAACGUUAUUUGCAAAUAAAUGUAAUACGCUCGUCGCUCAAAUCGCACUUGAAAUUAAGAUAAAUAUAAAUGACGCGGUUGAGAAAAUACUUGGACUUUAUCGGGAUUCUGCUUAUAUGAUGCGCGUAAAUAACCGUGAUCCAACAAAUCGCGAUGUAAUUUCAAAUAAUCAACCCUGGUGGGAUAGAGACUGUGUUUUAGCUAAACAAUUAAAGUACGUUGCAUUACAAACAUUUAGAUGGACAAGUGGGUUGUUAGAUUUUCAGAACUAUAUUUCACUGCGUAGACAUUUCAAAAUUACGUGUUUCACUAAAAGGCAAUUGUACCAGCAAGCUAAAAGGAAUGAGCUAGUGUUAUCUAGUUGUAAUCCAAAAUCCUUUUGGAAAUUGUUAAAAAUAUCCCAACGUAAUAGAAAACAAGAGCUUCUGCGCUUAGACCCUGUUACAUGGCGGAACUAUUUCGAGGAUUAUUGUUUAAUGAAGAUCAACCAAACCUGAACGAUAUAGCUUUUGACACGAAUAGAUUUAAUGAAGAAUAUGAUUCCAUUUUAAAUUGUGAUAUAACUAACGGGAAGGUUAUUGCAAGCAUUUCAAAAUUGAAAUAGGGGAAAUCUCAGGGACCUGAUGGAUUUGGGGCUGAAUUUUACCAAAGUACAAAACAAACCAUAACUCCAGUGUUGCGUCAAUUAUUUAAUAGGGUUUUAAAUACGGGUGUAUUUCCGGAUAUUUGGAGAGAUAGUAUUAUUGUCCCAGUGCACAAGUCGGGCUCUAAAGAAGACCCAUCAAAUUACAGGGGUAUUUCUCUUAUAAACGUUAUGUAUAAAAUAUUUUCAAAUAUAAUACAUGACAGAUUAUGUACAUGGUCGGAACAGUUUAACAAAAUUGAUGAGGCACAAGCUGGAUUUCAGACUGGUUAUUCGACAACAGAUAAUAUAUUUACUUUGCAAAGUAUGGUUCAGAAAUAUACCAGUAAGCCGGGGGGAGAUUCUAUGUAUUAUACGUCGAUUUUAAAAAGGCGUUUGAUGGAUUGAUACACUGUAACUUUUUCACCAGUUUGCAUAAAAUAGUAGUUCAGGGAAAGCUCUUCCGUAUAUUAACGUCUAUGUAUUCAAAUCUACGCGGUUGUGUACGAGUUGGCGGCGGCACAGUUACGCAACCCUUCAUUUGUAACGUUGGCACGCGACAAGGGGACGUAACCAGUACAAUAAUUUUAAUCUGUAUAUUAAUGAGUUGUCUUCCUUCCUACGAUCAAAGGGACAUACUGGUAUUUUUAUUACUGAGCAAAUCGCGGAUAUAAUAUGCAUAAUUUUUGCAGAUGACGUUGCGAACUGCGCUGACACUGCCAUUGAAUUACAAUUACAACUAAAUUCAAUUUCGAAUUUCUGAGAAAAUACUGGUAUGACUAUUAAUCAGAGGAAAACAGAAAUAAUCGUGUUUAGAAAUGGCGGGCCUCUGCGGUCAUACGAGCAUUGGUAUUUUAAUCGCACCCCGGGAAAUGUUACAUCGGUAUACAAGUACAUGGGACUCAUAUUCACGCCAAAAUUAUCCUGAACAAAGGCAAAAUCAAAAUUAGCUGCGCAAGCCCGGAAGUCAAUUUAUGCUAUAAAGGCCUACCAGAGGGCUUUUGGAAACUUUUCUCACACUGAAUACUUUAAAAUAUUUGAUUCAAUGGUUAAGCCUAUAAUUAUUUACGGUGCUGAAAUAUAUGGUACGGAAAUAUCUGAUAUUCUUGAACGGGUACAAAUUCAAUAUUGUAAGGAAUUCCUUGGGGUAAAUAAUUAUGUUAACGAUUGUGUUGCAUUGGGGGAAGGCGGGAGGUUUCCUCUAUGUAAUGAUCAUCAUGUAAAAUGUAUUAAGUACUGGUGCAAACUGUUAUACAUGUCCAAUGAACGUUAUCCAAGAAACUGCUAUAUAAUGCUUAAACGACAUGAUGGUAUUGGAAGAAAAAAUUGGGUUACAUCUGUAAAGAAUUAUUAUUCAAAUAUGGUUUUGGUUUUGUUUGGCUAAGUCAGGAAGUUGGAAAUGUUGGCGAUUUUUUAAUAUCAUUUUAACAAAGGUUAGUUGAUUGUAAAAGACAAAACUGGUUCGAAAAUGUGGGAUACUCAACACGAUGUGACACAUUUUAAAACUUUGUUAAAUCCAGAAAAAUAUUUAUGUAUAAACACUUUUACUUUCCAGAACUGCAUACAAGUCUCCUUUAUAUUUGCGCUGUUCGACUUCUAAGUUCAUGAAUGAAACAAAAACACCAUUAUCGGUACUGGAUGGAAAAGGAUGUUUAUUUAUGUUGAUUAUAUUAAUAUGAUUUAAACUGUAAUCAUUCAAUAGUAUACUAGUAAUUAGCUUUAAAACAGAAUGUAAAACAUUUAGGAUGGUGGGACGAGGUUACAUUAAACUAUUAUGGAAGGACUUGCCCCUCUGUCUGUCCAUGAUGCUAAUGUAAAAUACAGUCACACCUUAAACAUAAAUCAAUUUAGAUCUAUAUGUCCUACGUCUUAUGGUUUAUAAUUGCAUGCUAUUUAUUCAAAUAACUAUCAGUUUCUUCACGAGACUCAGGCAAUAAAAUAGCAUAACUAUUGUUCGCUUUUAUGCAAAAUAAUUUUAUUACCAUUCAGUUUGAGAACAUCUAGUUCAAGUGAUAGUGCACCUAUCUCAAAAAUAUGUUUAACGGUCAGCUUUUGCUACACAAUGAAUUGUCCAUAUCAAGCAAUUACCUGCAUUGACCUUUUGUUUAUUUUAGCCCGUUAGUAUUUUGUGGAGAAUAAAAGCGUAUUAUAGUCA